AAGAAAUAGGGGGACGGAUUUUGCAACCGUUUCCCUUCCGGCUGCAGCUUGUAUUGGAGUGGAGUGGAACGGCUACCGUGAUCAUUCAAGGUGAAAGUGGAGUAGUGUUUCACAAUGCUGUCUCUCAGACUGGUGCGACCCGCAACCACGUUACAGAUGAGAAGUUGUUGGUACUGUACCUCAGCCACACCAAAGAGAGCUGUUAUUGCAGCUAAACAUCCCUUCAAGGAGGAUCUCCAAGCAAAUAAAUUCUACGCUUGGUGUGCCUGUGGACACAGUCAUAAACAGCCAUUCUGUGAUGGAAGCCACAGGUCCAUCCCUUCGGCUCCAACCCCCUUGCGGUUUCGACUGCAGGAAGGGAAGACGGUCUUUUUGUGUGGCUGCAAGCAGACCAGGGGGCCUCCGUACUGUGACGGUACCCACAAAGAGGACUGGCUCCAACGCGCUGCUCUUGGUACAGUGCCUUCGGUGGAAUAAGGCCACAGCGCCAACUGCAGCACAUUUACAAACACUACUGAACGCCAUUGUUCACCGGAUGAAAGGGAUUUAGCUCAGGGGCAGGCUUCAGUUUUUUCAGGGAUUUCUGCUGACAUGUCUAACAGCAGUUUGUUCGGGUAGUUUUGUUUAUGGAAUUGGGUUUUACAGAUGUUAUGAUUGCAUAUUCUAAGUCUGUAAGAGUGAUGUGAUUCACAAUUAUACUCAACAAGCAGGCAAUCACUGCAGAAGAUUUUCAAUGUAAUAAUUUAAUUCAUGUAAAGUUAAUAUCUUGCUAGUGUAUAUAUUGAAUUGGAAAGUU
Messenger RNA from Hypanus sabinus (Atlantic stingray), 796 nucleotides. Its product is annotated as CDGSH iron-sulfur domain-containing protein 3, mitochondrial-like. NCBI's taxonomy places the organism in Eukaryota, Metazoa, Chordata, Chondrichthyes, Myliobatiformes, Dasyatidae. The record is from RefSeq and is a predicted model, not a curated record. The transcript is spliced from 3 exons. Gene Ontology annotation, cellular component: intracellular membrane-bounded organelle. Gene Ontology annotation, molecular function: 2 iron, 2 sulfur cluster binding. Bases 115 to 477 code for a protein of 120 amino acids.